This is a messenger RNA of Cherax quadricarinatus, 3200 nucleotides long. The record is from RefSeq and is a predicted model, not a curated record. NCBI's taxonomy places the organism in Eukaryota, Metazoa, Arthropoda, Malacostraca, Decapoda, Parastacidae.
AUGUGGCGGAAAAAGCCAACCAAAGAAGCCAGACCAACGAGAUUUGAACUUGAAGAAGAUGCUGAAAAUGCUCCUGUGCGAAGUGCUACUUGGUCAUCUAAAAAUUCAUCACUAUCCCCUUUCUUUGUGGCAACUUCAGCUCAUAGUGAAGAUGGUAUUACCUCAUGUUCAUCUUCAUAUUCUUCAACAGAAUCAAUUCCUCUAAGUCCUCUUGAUGUUUCACUGUUUUUUUCUUCAUCCAGAUCACCACUGUGUACAAGUAGAUAUAACCUUUCUCUGAAUUCAAGCAGUGGGACAGUGAGUUUAAAGACUUCUAACCAUAAUUCAUCAUCUCAGGAUCCAUUUUCACUCUUACUCAAGUGGUUUUCUGAGGAGCAAAGUGCAGAUUCUAAAAUAGAAGAAGGGACUAUUAAUAGAAUUCAAGAUAGUACUUUCAGUACUACUACUACUACUACCUUGAAAGCCUUCAAAGAACAGAGAAUGGCCAUUGAUGACCAUGACAAUAUAGGGGAUGAUGACAUUGAGAAAGAUGGUGAAGAAUUAAUGGAAAAGAUAUCUAGCAUUUGUAAACAGCUUGAGGAAAGAGAUGCUGAUGAAAAUGAACCAAAUGGAAAAGAGGUCUAUGUUUCAUGUGAUUACAAAAUGGAAAUGAUGGAUUGUGAAAUACCUUCAACAAAUAAUCACUCCCAGGUUUCACCUUUCACUGAAGGAGAAAAUUCCUCAGAUAGCAGAGAUUCAUUUGUCUUAAGUAAUACUAGUGUACCAGUAAAAUCAAUACUAAAAAAGAAAAAAGAUAAAAAUAAUACCAACAAAUUUAAGAAACGUGUAUCUUUUCCACUCGAUGAGAAUAAUGAGCUAAUCAAUGAGGUUGCAACAUACUCACAUGCAAAGGAACCAGCACAGUCUCUUAUUGAAGUUCAGAAAACAGUUGGAAGUUUCAAGUCAAGUAGCAGCUCCUCAUCCCCAGUGAAAUUAACAUUGUCUUUGAAAAACAAAGUUUUGGUGAAUUUAUCACUGGACGAUUGUGAGGCUAAGGUUAGCGAGUCACCUUGUCAGGAAAAUGAGAGAGGUAAGAAGAAAAAAGAUGACAUCUUUUCCAGUCAAUCAGCUAAUCAAGGUCAAGUUAAUAAAGGAGAUAUGUCUAAUCAUGCCAAAAUCAUUUCAGAAGUUUUGAAAAAAUAUCCACACCUUGUGAAAGAUAAGAAAAAUAUUCGACUCAAAAUUCUGAAAAAGGGAAGUGAUAAGGGUGGGGGUGGAAAGCUAGUGAAGUCUAAAGUUCAGUAUCUCGUAUUAAGUGAUAAUGAUUCUAAAACCAAAACUAGUACAAAACUUUCCAAAACUACCUUAAGUUCUGUCUCAAAGAUGGAAUCAAACACUUUACCUCGUUCAACACAUAGUGCUCAGACUUUUGAAUGUCCAGAAUGUGAAGACACAGUAUUUCUGACAUACUUUACAUUUAAGAAGCAUGUGUUGGCUGAACACAAAGAUAAAAGUAGUACAAUUUUAUCUAGCAUUGAGAAUGUCCCAUAUGCCUGUUAUACUUGCUUUUUAAAUGAGCCUUUAGAGUUCAGUGAUUACUGUAGUUAUCAGCAGCACAUGAAAGAUGUACAUAGUAAAAGUGAGACUCGGCUGUGUAGUAUAUGUGGCUUCCGACCAGGACGGAAAUUGGAAUUAGCAUUAUCGUAUACUGAGCAUAAAAUACCAAGAAAUGUAACAUUUCCAAAAUGUGAUCUUUGUGACCAUGUAGCUAUGAAUGAUGCAGCUCUCUUAAAACAUCGUUCACAGCACACAAAUGCUGAUAACUACACGUGCUCAGUAUGCGGAGUUGAAUUUUGUUCGUUUGGAGCGCUUCAAGGUCAUAUGCAGACCAAACUUUGUCAGAACAAACCCAGUAUUAGUCACAAAUGCCCACAUUGCCCUCUUACUUUUGCUCGCUCUUAUAAUCUCAAAGCCCAUUGUAAGUCCAGUCACAGAGCUAUACAGACAACAGUACAAAUUGCCCCUGGAUCAGCAGGAGAGCAAAUAAUAAGUUGUAAGCAUGAGGCAAAACCUAUAGAGUUAAGUGAGGCACAUAAAGUUACAGAAACUAAUUUAUCUUCAAACAUUGAACAAGGAAAAUUGAAUGUAGAGGGCAUGUGUGAAGCAUUGACAAGUAUGAACAGUCAGUCAUCAUCUGAGGCUGAAGCACUCUCAACUGUGGCAAAUAGUUUGGCAGCUUCCCUGGGAUUGCCAGAGGAAACGGUGAAUCAUUAUAUGUAUAAUCAGGGUGGCAAACUGGAAUUUCCUGGUAGUUUAGAUGAUGAAAAGUAUGACGACAGCAUAAAUCGUCCAGGUGGUGUGAAUGUGCAUCUUGUGGAUACAACUGCCUCUGUAUCUGGCUACCAAGGGGAGCUUUCUUUAUGCCAUGACAGGACUUACACUAGCCAAGCACCAAUGCCUAGUACCACCAAUGUGGGUACGCUGUACUCUGUAGGUGUUGUAUCCAGUCAUAUUGUGUCUAAUCAUCUGUUACCGGGACAGAUUUUGCCCAGUCAGAUGUUGCAGGGGGAAGGAUGUGUUAGCACAGCAGGUGGGUCUGUCCUAGGGGCUCCAUCUCAUAGUUGGACAUAUGUUACCUAUCAGGUACCAGCCACCACUGAAGAUAUACCUACUGUUAUAACCGAGGCUGCUGCCUUGAACAAUACCUCUAUCACCCAACACCAGGGCACUAGUGUAAUGACGCCUAAUGAAGGCACAACUGCCAUGGUUUCUGAGCAGGAUAUCAGAGUAGAAAGUGCCACAAGAGGCAGCUCAUCUAAUAAUAGUAAUGGUACUGAAAGUGAGUGUGAACCAGAGAACCCCCUUGUGGUAAUGGCCAACACAGCAGCACAGGCUGAUAUUAGUCAUUCUUCAAAUCUAUCUGCAGCACAUGCAUAUGAUGCAUUUUCCACUCAGUUUGAAUAACAAAAAAAUAAAUAAAUGAAGUACAGUACCACCUUUAAGUCCCAAUUUGUGUUCAUUAUCUGAGCAUUUUAUAUUGGUCAGUAAUUGAUUUGUAACAUUAAUCUUCCACUCGUCUUCAGACUCUGAGCAUCAUUAAAUAUACUGUAAUUUGUGUAUGUAAAUGUUUUUAUAUUGCAUAUUAUUAAUCCUCUUUGAUUUUAUUUAAUUUUUAAAGUUAUUUUGUCAUGAUUUUCUAAUACAGUGUAUUUAAAUUAUAU